Molecule: messenger RNA, 3261 nt
Organism: Phytophthora infestans T30-4
Lineage: Eukaryota; Oomycota; Peronosporomycetes; Peronosporales; Peronosporaceae
Exons: 7
Coding region: 1-3261 (1086 amino acids)
Molecular function (GO): calcium ion binding
Source: RefSeq, a predicted model, not a curated record
AUGGCUGCGCGUGAAGCCGCUGCGAUCAAUAGAGAUAUACUCAGUGACAAAGACUCAGGAGAAGACGAGCUGGACGAGUUUUGGCUGCUACAGUACGAGCAUGUCACAAGCAGCGUGAACUGCCCUGACCCCAGACAAGUGAACGGGGACAAGAGAUCGCGAACCAUUUUGGUGGCGAGUCGAGACGCAGACGACGAUGUGAUCUGCCGUCGACAUCGAGAGCGGAACGGGCAGUACACUGUGAGGUGGACUGACAAUGGCAGCGAUUGGGUCGAACUGCAGCUGUGGAAUCGAUUUGACAACGGAGUCGACAUGUUCCUCGGUAGCGCGUCGAGAGCUCAACGAAGACGUCUGCAAAAAGAGCACGACGACUUGGACCUGCUAAUCACGACGUACCAGCGUGUUCUGGAGAAGAAUGGAAACGCAAAAGCACCCAGUGAUCAGCCCGACUCUCCCUGUGUCAAGCCUCCUAUAGAAAGUCCACCGCUUUCCCCCACAGACUCGAUUACGUCAAAGAAGCCAACUUUCCUCAAGACGUGGGAGGAACGCGAACGUGAGCGUCGCAUGGAAAAGGAAAUCUCCAAAGCGCAGCGUAUCGAACAAGAGAAGCAAGGAAUCAUCCAGCGCGUCUUGGAACGACAACAACGAGAAGAGUACGACGCUCUCUUCUCCAAGUUUGCUGAGAAUCGGAAGCAGCGCGCCGCAAAACGGAUCCAAGCGUUCUUCCGCGAUGUGAAGAGCGUUCUACACGCUCAACGCUGUGCUGAGAAGGAGCGAGCGGCAAUAAUUUUACAGGCUGCGUGGAAGCGGAACAUGCACGCGAAGGAGUAUCCACGUCGACUGGAAGCUCGGAAACAAGAGAACGAGAUACUGUUGGUGGCUAAGAGCGAACAGGAGACGCGCGAGUAUAUAGCUGAGAUGAAGAGGCAACGUGAAGAAGCCGCAGCACGUGCCUUGUCCCCUCCAGAGUCUAUCCAAAGCAACGAAGCGGACGACGGCCCCUCACCAUCCGCAUCGCCUUCGAAGCAGGUCGUUGACGCGCUUGUCGCCACUUGGCGGAAACUCCAUCGGGUGUUUGUGGUGGCUCAUAAAUCCAAGGGAGUCGCCUACCACGCGCUGUUUGAGGAAAUUGAUCUCCGGAAAGACGACGUUAUCGAUCGCGCUGAGUUAAGACUUGGAGCUCGAAGCUUUGGCGUGCGACUGGACCGCAAGAUCACCCGAGCGCUGAUCACGUUGAUCCGCACCAAGUGUGGGGUACCGUCGAAGCCUCUUCUCGUGACCUUCGAGCAGUUCAUGACAGGCUUCGAGUUGACGUCUCAAGUGACAGAGUUGCCUGCUACCACUCCUGCUGACACGGAGCUUGAUCACCCCAUCGAUAAGAAUAUCGAAGAAAGCAAGGCGUCAGUCGAUUCUCCAGACACGCGUGAAGACAACUCUGUCAACGAAGAAGACCUGGUCACGGCUGUACGGGCGUUCAGAGCAGCCGUUUACGAGUCCGCCACGAGCUUCUUGGCUGCACAGGGCAAGUCUCCGAGCGACUACAAGGUGUUCCGAGAGACCUUGUCGCACGUUUUCUCUCGCUUCGACGCGGAUCGAAAUGGACAACUGGAUGUGGACGAGCUGGUGGUGUGUAUGUCGUCCUUCAACCUCCAGCUCAGUAGCGACAAGAUCUUGCUGUUGCGUGAGCUGUUUGUCGGAGAGCGUGACAGUGAUAAAGUGGGCGUCGCUGAGUUUAUCUCCUUCGUCUUGGCCCACUCGUCGUCUACUGAUGCAGACGAACUUGGUCUUCUGGGACGCCGAAUUCGAGAAACAAUCAUGAAUCGUGUUCGAGAAGCUCAAGCUCAUACUGAUAGCAUUGAAGCCGCUGUACGUCUGGUGUUUCGAGCAGCCUACAAGCGUCAGAAUGAGCAGAGUUGCUCGAGUCGCGACUUCAUGCGUGUGCUGAAUCGUCUGCGUCUUGACGCCACAGCUGCUCAGCUUGCACGACUCGUUGUAAGACUAGAUUGCAAUGGCGACCGCUCCAUCUCAUUCGACGAGCUGCUCAUGUGGCUGCGAAUACGCUCCGAACCAGCUCCUGAUGACGAUUUACUGGCAGAAUCCGGGCGGGCUACGAGUCUCCAGUUAGCCACUGCAAAGGCCAAGGCAUUCCGAGCUCUACUGGAAACACUCGCUCCGAGCGCUGCAUCACCGACGGGCGAGACCAAGACGUCCAGCUUGACGGCUUUAUUCCGGCAGAUCGACCGCGACAACAGCGGCAAAAUCAACCAAGACGAGUUGCAAGAGUUCCUUCACAGUCAGGAUCUCUUGUCUAUCAUUGGAGAAGAGGCUCUAAUCCUGUUGUGUGGACUUUCAACCUUGCCACUGAACGCGACAGCUGUGGUGGCGCAGGAAAUGAUGAGACUUGUGGACUUGAAUGGAAAUGGUGUCACGACUUUGAAAGAAUGGCUGGCGUUUGCUAACGAUCUAGACAAUGAUCCCGCAGUGAUCGAAGCCAUGCGGACAGCCCUGAGGGAAUCGGAGAGCAGUGACCCGGAGCGACUGGUGCGCUGGUUCAGUGAACUACCAGGCGCUAUUCAAGCUGCCACAACUCGCCAAGGAGAAGCAGACCAGAUGAGAGUACGCGUGGCUGAGUUCAAGACCUCGUUACGUGCGAAACUGGGUGGCUCUAGUUCAGUCUCCAUGCAGACACUUGAUCGGGUGGUGGGGAGUCUUGACAACGACAGCAGUGGAUGGAUCACGACCAGCGAAUUGUGCGCGUGGGCAUUUCCACCUCGCGAUCUUGAAGAGCUUCUACGUCUCGUUAUCAGAUGCUGGCAAGGUGAACAGCAACAGUCCAGUGGCGCAAACUUUGGCGUCAACUUGUUCAGGCGUUUCGAUGUGGAUAACAACGGCAGUCUCGCGGUGCGUGAGGUGCGUCGAGGGUUUGUGACGUUCGGCUUGGCCUUAUCCGAGUACGAGACUCGAGUUUUGCUGGUUGCUUUUGACUUGGAUGGAGAUGGAUGCUGGGAUAAAUCAGACUUCGUGGCGUUUGUCAACAAGUUGUUUCCGGUAGUGCCAGUCGUCGAUAGCCCAGCUCACACAGAAACACCAGAGAACCCGACAACGCGCAAUGACAUCCCACCUGGCUGUGCGAACAGUGGUGACGAUCUGCUGCUCGAUUCAGAGUCUUCAAACGAGCAUAUAGACACGUCUGGGCCAUCGCGUAGACGACGAACAUUGCGAGUUGGACUCGAAGUGACGGUACUAGUAGGAGAGCGAUGA